GUUAAGGUGUGAUUGAGGCGAAACGUCGGCACGGGAUCACGCUAGCCUACCUUGGGCAUAGUCUACCUAUCAUUAUCACGUGUGAGGGCAUAGAAAACAACCCCAUGCAAUACAUGAAUACCCAAAUAUCUCCUUUCACAUUACUGUGAUUCAAAGAAGCAGGAUUUGACCAGGCUCCUGUGGCCUUGCUGGUGUGGAUAUUCUCAAGUGUCAACACCCAACCCGUGUUUCAUAUAUAUCGUGCUGCACCAUCACUCUAUCCCAAUGGAUGUACCUCAGGAGACUAUUGAUAAGAUCCAGCGUUUCGCAGUGAAACGGGAGAAAGCCGAAGAGAGUUAUGAUCAACAAAUCAGCCCGGCCACUCUCCAGGCGUAUAAUAAGAAGCUGGAUGAUACCCUGAAAAAUCUUCAAGACCGAGUUAAACGCCAAGAAGAUGACUUGCGCAAGCUCCGCUCGGUCAACGCGGUUGAUUUUUCGAAGAUCGGCGUGGACCCGUGGUCUCGCGUUUCGCAAGUUAGAAGAGCCAAGAAAGCAUAUGACUCCCUCCUGCGAUCCGAAACAAAGCUCCCAAGCUCUGGGUCUCCUCUGCCAUCCUUACUUGCGGUCGAGGAGAUAUCUCGGCUGGUCAAUGAGAGCAAGUUAUCUGUCAGGAUGACAGCAAACAAGCUUUCGACCAGCCGCCAGCGUUUGAAAGUUGAAGAGGCAAAUUUGCGUGAUGCCCAAGCCAUCAAUGAUGGACUGCAAAAACGGAUAGCUAGUAUCCAUGAACAACAAGCCCAGAAAGAGCAGAAGUCGCCAUCCCAACUAGCACAUGAUCUUGUCGAUCAGCAACAAGAAAAAAAGGAAGAGCUUGACAAGGCGACGGAAGAGCUAAACGCCUCUCUCCAUAACUUUAUUGAUGAAACUUUGGCGCCCAUGCUCGCUGCAGAAGAUCUCGGUGGUCCAACUGUGGGAGAUGAAAUGAGCGUUUCUGAUGAGACAUUGGAGAGAGGCUAUACAAGCCAUGGUAAGCCCAAAAAACCGAAAGCUUCGGUAACGAGCCAUGAUAGCAGCCAGCGUCGCAUAGAUGAACUCGUCAGGGGCCAAACAUCUCAAGGAGAUAAUCAAGAACAGAACCGGGCCAAUCGACGCGAGACAGCAGCUACUGAUAUGCAUGAGCUGCUCGCCUCGUUACUCGAUGCAGGUACCUCCUACAUUGAUCUUCCCCGAGAGUCUGCCGCCUCCCGAUUCCUUGUAAGAGCCAAGGUAGCUCAAUUCCAUCCACGCGAUGCCAGACGCUUGAGGUUGAUUGAUUUCGGGCGUUCGUUGAACGAUUGAAUGGCUGCUCUCAAUAGUUUAUUUUAAUGCACAGUCCGACUUUACCAGACUCCAGGAAUUACCAACCAAUAUCCUUGUGGGACAUAUACGAAUUAAGACUAUAUACGGUUAUAGUUGCAAAGAGUUAAGAGAAAGAAUGUAUGGAAGAACGUGCAAAAAGUCCAGUCACAUGCGCUCAGUACGAGUACAUAU
Messenger RNA from Aspergillus pseudonomiae, 1509 nucleotides. RefSeq lists its product as uncharacterized. The record is from RefSeq and is a predicted model, not a curated record. Lineage: Eukaryota; Fungi; Ascomycota; Eurotiomycetes; Eurotiales; Aspergillaceae. Bases 265 to 1317 code for a protein of 350 amino acids. Gene Ontology annotation, cellular component: nucleus. Gene Ontology annotation, biological process: mitotic sister chromatid segregation; kinetochore assembly. The transcript is spliced from 2 exons.